CAGAGAUGGAAGCUCUCUUUCCCCAGGUUGGGCCCCCUCUGGAAGACUGGAUGGCCCUUACCUCCCUCCUCCCAGCUACGCAGGUUCCGGCCCCACCCGCUCCCCGCUGUGAUUCAGUGCAGGCCCCCGCAGAAGCAGUUUGCUCCCCUCCUCUGGCCAGAGCCCCUCUCUUGAGUCCAAAGUGGCCGGAUCCUGGCUAGGUGGCACUGGGGUCCCCCAGUCUGACUCUCUUUGCCCUCCCAGGGCCCUUUCACAACACCCAUGAACAAGCAUUCUCAGUUUGGGAUCUCUGAGAGGCACCCAUUCUUUCCCAGGGUCUGCCCUGGGGGUCCUUAGCCAACACCCAUGGGCUACCUAACCUGAAACUGCCAGGAGGCGGCCGAGAGGGGACUCUGGGCACAGUGGGGAGAGUCGGGCCCGGGUCUCUUACUCUGGUCCCGUUAGGAUUUGCCCUGUGACCUCUCAGAAGUCCCUUCCUUCCUGUCUGCUUACUUAUCUGUGACACGAGGGGCUUGGACUAGACACCUUCCCGCACAGGACACGCUAUGAAGAGGCAGAGGGAGGGAGGAAGAGGAGGGAGGAAGAGGUGCGCAGGGCGAAGACACUGACAGAGAUCCCGGGAAGCUGGCCACUUCCCCCAGCCUCGGCACCCUCAUCUGCAGAAUGGAAACUGCUAAUAGACUACCAGGCCGCUCUGAAAGAUGGAUGGGAGAGGAAGGCAUCCCCAGAGCCAGCGGCUGCUGAAGGCGUCGAGGUGUGGGGGCGCUGGGACAGAACAGCUCAGGUGGCUGGGAGCGCUGCCAGCUUUGGUGACCUUGGGUGCCUGCCGCGUGCCCCUCGGCGCCUGCCUGCUGAUGUGCCCAGCCCCGGCCCGCCAUGCCGCCCUCCAUCUCGGCCUUCCAGGCCGCCUACAUCAGCAUCGAGGUGCUCAUCGCCUUGGUCUCCGUGCCCGGGAACGUGCUGGUGAUCUGGGCGGUGAAGGUGAACCAGGCACUGCGGGAUGCCACCUUCUGCUUCAUCGUGUCGCUGGCGGUGGCUGACGUGGCAGUGGGCGCCCUGGUCAUCCCACUUGCCAUCCUCAUCAACAUUGGGCCGCAGACCUACUUCCACACCUGCCUCAUGGUUGCCUGCCCAGUCCUCAUCCUCACCCAGAGCUCCAUCCUGGCCCUGCUGGCCAUUGCUGUGGACCGCUACCUCCGUGUCAAGAUCCCCCUCCGGUACAAGACGGUGGUGACCCCGCGGAGGGCGGCGGUGGCCAUCGCGGGCUGCUGGAUCCUGUCGUUCGUGGUGGGCCUCACGCCCAUGUUCGGCUGGAACAACCUGAGCGAGGUGGAGCGGGCCUGGGCGGCCAACGGCAGCGUGGGCGAGCCCGAGAUCAAGUGCGAGUUCGAGAAGGUCAUCAGCAUGGAGUACAUGGUCUACUUCAACUUCUUCGUCUGGGUGCUGCCCCCGCUGCUGCUCAUGGUCCUCAUCUACCUGGAAGUCUUCUACCUGAUCCGCAAGCAGCUCAACAAGAAGGUGUCGGCCUCCUCCGGCGACCCGCAGAAGUACUACGGGAAGGAGCUGAAGAUCGCCAAGUCGCUGGCCCUCAUCCUCUUCCUCUUCGCCCUCAGCUGGCUGCCCCUGCACAUCCUGAACUGCAUCACCCUCUUCUGCCCUUCCUGCCACAAGCCCAGCAUCCUCAUCUACAUCGCCAUCUUCCUCACGCAUGGCAACUCCGCCAUGAACCCCAUCGUCUACGCCUUCCGCAUCCAGAAGUUCCGGGUCACCUUCCUCAAGAUUUGGAACGACCACUUCCGCUGCCAGCCCGCACCCCCAGGGGACGGGGACCUCGCGGAAGAGAGGCCGGACGACUAGACUCUGCCCUGUGCGCUUGCCGGCCGCCCCCCGAGGGGCUCUAGCCGGGGCCUCACCUGCCUGCUGUCCCGCUGGUGUCCCCUGAGGCUGCGCCGCUGGGCCGCUGGGCCGCUGGGCCGCGGGCCGAGGGAGGCUCUGGAGAGACGGGCGCCCAUGGGGCGAGGGCCCUGCACAGGGAGCUGAGCCCCCUGCACCUGUGGGUCCCGCAGGGGCACAGGUGGGCAGCGUGGCCCUGCAGCGAGAGAAAGUGUCUAGAGCCCCCGCCUGCCCGGGGAGUCCCACGGCCAGUCCAGAGGUCCGGGCUGGGCAGGUCCCGGGAAGGCGGAGUCUGGGAGAAGGUGCUCGGGCUCUCGCAGGGCGGGGAGCCUGCCUGUCUUAGGUGUGGCCAGUGCUGCCCGGGGACCAAGCUGGGGGCGAGGAGGGGAUGCCCUCCGAGAUGGGGGCAAGGAGGGAAGCGGGGCCUGCCUUGGCCUUGCCUUCUCUCCCGUUCUGUAGGAGAAGACGGCCAGAAGCAGCUAAGGGGCGGGAGUCAGGGAACCUCAGUCCCCACUGCUGAGGACUCUGUGCCCCAGGCCAUGCUGGGUGCCAGGGUGCUUGCUCUCCCUGCCCUGGGCAGCCCGGGAUCGUAUUUGGGAGAGGUGGGAAGGGAGAGUCCAGAAAUCAUUUCUGACAUUUGCUUUAUUCCCCAUCAGCCCUUGGCCCCCGGGGGGUGGGGGGGCUCUGACCCCUUGGGAAGUGAGCGUGGUGCGGCAGGUGCUGGCCUCAGACAGCCACCAGGCGGCAGCACUGAGCCCUCCUUCUGGCCCUGAGCUUCCUGCGGAGCCUGGAGCGUAAUUACCUGUCAUCUGGGCCACCGGCCCUGGUGACAGGCCUGGACUCUCCUAGGUGACACAAUCUCUGCUGCUUCCGGGCCCGUGGAGAGGAGAACCCCAGACACUCCAACUCUCGGGGGAGUUCUGCCUGUCUGGGAGGGCGAGCACAGGGGCCGGGCCCGAGAGGACAUUCAGAUCUGUUUCCCGGGGCUUCAGAAGCUCUGUUGCGGACGGACGGGGUCUAGGCCUUUAGGGGUGGGGGAAGGACCGACCCACCCCCUGCAAGCCGGGAGCCCCUUUGCAGAGGGGCGGGGUGCGGGAGGGGAGGUGGUGGUCAAGUUGACGGUUCCGAGUGUGAACAGGGACUCCAGGCUCUCCCCACUGUUGGAGAUGGGGUCCCUGGCUCCCGAGGGAGGCCCAUGUGACUAAUAAAAGACUGUGAACCCUU
Molecule: messenger RNA, 3117 nt
Organism: Microcebus murinus (gray mouse lemur)
Lineage: Eukaryota; Metazoa; Chordata; Mammalia; Primates; Cheirogaleidae
Source: RefSeq, a predicted model, not a curated record